This is a messenger RNA of Hyposmocoma kahamanoa, 1473 nucleotides long. RefSeq lists its product as uncharacterized. The coding region runs from base 136 to 687 and encodes 183 amino acids. NCBI's taxonomy places the organism in Eukaryota, Metazoa, Arthropoda, Insecta, Lepidoptera, Cosmopterigidae. The record is from RefSeq and is a predicted model, not a curated record. The transcript has 4 exons.
GUUGUUCGCACCAACGAGGCGUCCCGUCCACUCUUGCGCAUCCUAUAAAUUUAUUUAUUUCAAUCUUGAUUAAUUUAAAAAAUACAUUUGUUACAUUGAAUUACUUUCUGUUUCUUAAUUUAUAUUAGUGCCAAAAUGUACUGCGAUAUUCCUGAUUUUGGACGGUGUUGCCUCUGCCUGCCGUUGAGAAAGGGGAUCUUGAUAUUUGGAUAUAUUAAUGUGCUUUACUCAGCGUUCAUGGUGGGUCUGUACAGCUACUGGGUGCACCACGGAGACUUGAAACAGAGCUACAUAAUCUUCCAUGGCGUCACCACUGAAACAAUGUCCGAGCUAAUCUUGUUUAUCUUCUGUGUCGAUGUUGUCAUCAAUUGCUUACUUGUUUACGGAGCUCAUCAGAAAGUGACAAGUUUCUUGAAGGUGUUCUACUACUAUACAAUCAUGACCUGUAUAGCAGCGAUAAUGCUGGAAAUCAUAGAAGCAAUUUCCUAUCCUGCUAGAAUAGUGCAGGAUCUAAUACUUUCCUUUGCUGGACUAUGUAUCCAACUAUACCUCCUGCUGCUGGUCCGAAGCCUGCUUCGAAAGUUAGAGAUCGGAAACCAGCACAACUUCGACAAUCAACUUCACAAUGUGGUCACAGGAGAAAAUACAAUCUACAACAAUUGCACUGUUAUACCUAAUGAUUCCUAAACUUCGACAUUAGAACACCAUACGUUAAUUAGCGGACAUUCAUUUGGACUUUAAAACAUCAUUAUCACAAACUAUGGCACUCCAUUCAACUUUGGCUGUGAUUGAAAAAAGAAGAAGUUUAAAAUUUGUUAAUUUAAGUACACAAGUCAGUUAGUUUUAUUAAGCAUUUAAGAGUGUAUGCACAAAUAGAGCAAUAACUUAAAUUGUGGACUCUCCAAAGACCCGGAUGCGGGCAAAUUAACUUCCUUCGUCUGAAUCAUGUUGUUUUUUCGCUUUGUCACAAACUGUACAAGUAUAACAUUAGUUUAAUAACUACAUCGUCUAUUUUUAAAUGCAUAUAUAAUUUAUGACAAAUAAUUUUGAAUCUCGUUAGUAAUUUAUGUUUACGUAGGUACCUAAUUUAUCUGAUUACAAUUACAAUUAGUUAAUGUUGUUUCCCGGUAAUCGGGUUUGAAAAUAUUUACUGUACUGUAAAUACUUAAUUACUCCUUUUAGUUAUAUGAAUUGCUUGAGUUCACUAUUUACUUAUUUGUUAUCUAUUUUAUUAUAUUUGUAAGGGAAAUAAAGUUACAUUUAAGUCAACAUUUAUUUGCUAUGACAUUUUUUGAGAGCUUGUUAAGAUUUCUUACAUAAUUACUUAAUUUUCUAUGGAUUUUAGUAGCAACAGCGUUCCUUGUGAACGAGUUCGUUCAGGGAGGUACUAUCACGUUAUCCAUUUCUGCCGCCAAGCAGUAAUAUGAGCAUCUAUUGCGUUCCGGUUUUGAAGGGUAAGAGUGUUGGUGAAGU